AUGAAGGACAUAGCCAAGGACCCAAACAACAAACUAUGGGUAGAGUAUAAUUUCAUGGGAGAAGCUUAUGGUUCUGGAUCAGUGAAACUUUCUUCUUACCUAGGUCCGUUGGUCCGGGAACAUGUUCCUGUCACACUUAGCAGUUGGACAAAGCUAAGUGAAUCUCUGAAAAUAGUUCUCUGGAAAUCUGUUCAGGCAAGGUUUGAGCUAGAUGAAGAUUACCAAUGGAAAUCGAUCCUCCAACAGUUGGGAUGUUUGUGGAGGUCAUCUAAGUCACGCCUUGUUACCCAGAUUCUAAAGGAGUAG
Molecule: messenger RNA, 306 nt
Organism: Microthlaspi erraticum
Lineage: Eukaryota; Viridiplantae; Streptophyta; Magnoliopsida; Brassicales; Brassicaceae
Source: the annotation of a GenBank genome assembly